AGGCUCGCUGCCGCGAUGGUGGGCGGGCUGUGCCGCGGUCUGCUGGACUACAAGACGGCCAAGUUCGCGCUGACGCGGAACUGGCGGGUCGGGCUGCUGCACCGCCUGCUCCAGCUCGGUGUGCUGGGCUACCUGCUCGGGUGGGUGCUGCUGGUGCAGAAGGGCUACCAGGACACCGACCGAGCCCCCCGCGCCGCCGUCUUCACCAAGCUGAAGGGGGCGGCUGGCGCCGAGGUGCGGGGCGCGGGCCGGCGGCUGUGGGACGCGGCGGACUACGCCCGGCCCCCGCAGGGAGGAAACGUGCUUUUCCUGGUGACCAACUUCAUCGCUACUGCCGGGCAAGCGCAGGGCACCUGCCCCGAGAGCCCCUCUGUUCCCGCUGGGAUGUGCACAGAAGAUGCAGACUGUCCCGUGGGAGAGCCAGUGGUUCAUGGCAAUGGGAUAAAAACUGGGAAAUGCGUCAUGUUCAACACCACACAUUCCACCUGUGAGAUCUACGGCUGGUGUCCUGUGGAGCACAACACCCUGUCCAGGAAACCUCUUCUGGCUGAGGCAGAGAAUUUCACUCUUUUCAUAAGAAAUACUGUCCACUUCACCAAAUUCAACUUCUCCAGGUGCAAUGCUCUGCAGACCAAUGACCCCUACUAUUUCAAGAGCUGCACAUAUGACCCAUCCCUCAGCCCCUUCUGCCCCAUCUUCCGUGUGCGUGACAUGGUGGAGGAAGCUGGAGAGACCUUUGGAGACCUCGCACUGCUGGGAGGGAGCAUCGGAGUUCGCAUUGAAUGGGACUGUGACCUGGAUCGCCCUGCGGCCCACUGCCAGCCUCAGUACUCCUUCAGCCUGCAGGACAGGAGGUACAAUUUCAGAACUGCCUCCUACUACUGGGACUCCCAGCGACGGCUCUAUCGGACCCUGCUCAAGCUCUAUGGGAUCCGCUUUGACAUCUCCGUGCACGGGCAGGCUGGGAAGUUCAGCAUAAUUCCUGCUGCUGUGAGCUUUGGCACUGGCAUUGCGUUCUUUGGUGCUGCCACGGUGGUCUGUGACCUGGUUCUGCUCUACCUGGAUGCAAAAGCUGACUUCUAUUGGAAGGAGAAGUUUGAGGAGGUGGCAGUGGAAGAGAGGGACCAGACCAGUGCCCUGGCUGCAGGGAAACCUGAACCACGACCUCAACUCCUGUUAGAAAACAGGGAGUCCCUGAGAGGACCUUACCACAGAACCUGACCCAGCUUGACAUUAUUCACCCUCUUCCAAACUGAGUCUGGCCAAACUCCACGUGCCAAGGGCAGCUCUCUCAGGGUGCUGGAGCUGUCAGCUCAGUGCUGCCCAGCCCUGGGGAGCUGGGGGGUCAGAAGGGGUGGGCUGGGGAGGGGGCCUGCAGAGCAGGAAAGCUGCCAGCCUUGUCUUGGCUCGUCUUCAGCUUUAUCUGGCUAAGUGUUAGAAGCCUCUGAGGACACAGAUCUCCUGGUGAGCUGCCCCAGGGCUGCACCGUUCCACUGAGGGGAAAAAGCUAUCCCUAAUGCUUGCUCUGAGUCAGGAGUGGAGUGGGGGUAUCAAAAAACGCAUCUGGCCGAUGGGACUGAGCAGAGCAGGACCCCCCACUUGGGGUUUCCCCUUC
Molecule: messenger RNA, 1615 nt
Organism: Neopsephotus bourkii (Bourke's parrot)
Lineage: Eukaryota; Metazoa; Chordata; Aves; Psittaciformes; Psittacidae
Gene: P2RX6
Product: purinergic receptor P2X 6
Exons: 12
Coding region: 16-1221 (401 amino acids)
Biological process (GO): response to ATP; monoatomic cation transmembrane transport
Cellular component (GO): plasma membrane; nuclear inner membrane
Molecular function (GO): extracellularly ATP-gated monoatomic cation channel activity; purinergic nucleotide receptor activity; ATP binding
Source: RefSeq, a predicted model, not a curated record